Zophobas morio is the source of this 1980-nucleotide messenger RNA. RefSeq names its product 72 kDa type IV collagenase-like. Gene Ontology annotation, biological process: collagen catabolic process; proteolysis; extracellular matrix organization. The transcript is spliced from 6 exons. NCBI's taxonomy places the organism in Eukaryota, Metazoa, Arthropoda, Insecta, Coleoptera, Tenebrionidae. Gene Ontology annotation, cellular component: extracellular matrix. Gene Ontology annotation, molecular function: zinc ion binding; metalloendopeptidase activity. The record is from RefSeq and is a predicted model, not a curated record. Bases 203 to 1921 code for a protein of 572 amino acids.
AAUAUUUUUCAAACGUGAUUCACAGAAAUAUUUCACCCUGCGGCCAUCUGCUCGGUUUGCAACGCCACUUCACAGAACUGAAGACGUCUCUAUAAUAAAAUCGUUUCCACAUUUCGAGGCUCUCGCUGAAUUAUUAAAACCGUGUCAGAGCGGACGCCGAUACUCAGUCAUUGUUUUCUGAUCAUUCCAAUCAGACAUUAAUAUGAUUGCGGGUCACUCGGUAAUUAUAAGUGUGUUCAUUUUGAGAUUCAGCGUGAGCGGAUUUCCAGUGAAUCCGCCUGAAAAUGCCAAAGUACCGUCUCCGAAAGUGCUGGACUUUUUGAAAAAAUUCGGGUACAUAGAAGAAGACGACGCCAAUUCUGGUGCUCUGUACACCGAAACCGGGAUCUCCGAGACUCUCAAAAUCGUCCAGAGAUACGGCGCUAUUGAGGAAACCGGAGUCCUAGACAACGCCACCCUUCACUUAAUGUCGUCCCCUCGAUGUGGUGUCCGCGACAUCGUUAAACCCAAACGGGGCAAACGAUACGUCCUGGGUUCCGAAGGCUGGGACAAACGAACCAUAACUUACUUUAUAGCUAAUUGGUCACCCAAACUGGGUGAAGACUCCGUCACCAAGAACAUCCAACUAGCGUUGGACACGUGGGGCAAAUACGGUCACUUGAGGUUCCAAAAAGCGGCUACUCCAGACGCCGACAUAAUUGUGGCUUUCGGGAGUAGCUACCAUGGUGAUAGGUACCCGUUCGAUGGGCCUGGGAAUAUCCUAGCACACGCGUUUUUUCCAAAUGAGGAUCAAGGUUUCGGGGGGGAUAUACAUUUCGAUGCUGACGAAGAGUGGAAGGAUGGGUGGAAAGAAGAGGAUGAGGAAGGAAUGGACUUUUUGACUGUGGCGGUCCAUGAACUGGGGCAUUCGUUGGGUUUGUCGCACUCAAUUGACUUGAAUUCGGUCAUGUUUCCCUAUUAUCGGAGGAAUGAAAUCGGGGGGUUGCCCCAACUCGGGUACGACGAUAUUCUAGGAAUGUAUGAACUAUAUAUUCGUAGAAACAUUAAGGAUGACAACUACAUUCCGACGACGGAUGACGGUGGAUUUGAAACAACCACCACGUCUAGUACGAGUCGUACCACACAUGACCCUAGUACUACUAGUGAAACUAGCACUGAAACCACAACAGAACCACAGUACACCACUAACUUUGGAAACGACAAUUCAACCUCGAUUCUGUAUACCGGCGACGACGAAUCCGUAGACAUUCACCGGUACCACGACCCUAAACACACCAUACCAUCCACCAAUUCCCCGAGUUUACCCUACAUAUGCCACGGUCGCUUCGACGCAGUGGCGGUACUAAGACAAGAAAUCUUCAUUUUUAAAGAACGGUAUGUUUGGAGACUGAAGGAUUUGGGUAAGGUAGACCCCGGAUACCCACUUUUGAUUACCCAAAUGUUCCCCGAUCUUCCGACUUCCAUCGAUCAAAUAGACGCCGCGUAUGAGAGACCAGAUGGGAUGAUCGUGUUGUUCACCGGGGACAUGUUUUGGGUCUACGAUGGUAAAAGUUUCGUGGAAAAUAGCCCAAAACCACUUAGCUAUUAUGGGUUGCCGCCAAAUAUAGACAAAAUCGAUGCCGUUCAAAACUGGGCUAGAAAUGGUAAGACAUACCUAUACAAGCAAAACAUAUUCUGGAGGUACAACGAAACGGCACAAACUAUGGAUGAGGGUUACCCUAUGGAUAUGCAGCGUUGGAAGGGGGUUCCACACAACCUGGACGCAGCUACAACCUGGAAAGGUAUAACCUACUUCUUCAAAGACGAGUUAUACUGGAAAUUUGAUAACCAAUGGAUUACCAUUACCGACCAGUCGCCGCUACCAUCACCCCAGUUGUGGCUGGGUUGUCCAGAAGACGAGCGAUCUCUAGCCAGAUUGUAAAACAAAAACUCUGUUUACGAAUUCUUACAAAAAUAAAUUUAUUGUGUUUACAAUAUUAC